Helicoverpa zea (corn earworm) is the source of this 564-nucleotide messenger RNA. RefSeq lists its product as uncharacterized. The coding region runs from base 1 to 564 and encodes 187 amino acids. Lineage: Eukaryota; Metazoa; Arthropoda; Insecta; Lepidoptera; Noctuidae. The record is from RefSeq and is a predicted model, not a curated record. The transcript has 4 exons.
AUGUACGUUUGCACGUCUGUUAGGCCUUUAAGCGCUUGUGAACUGCAGUUUAGGAGGAAAGCUCUCCGAGACGCAGUUAUUUGUAUUGGUUGGCUGAAACUUCUGUCCCUGUUUUGUUACUUAGGCAUCUAUUUAUUAGUAUUCAUUCACAGUAAAGGAAAAUGGUCAAGUAUAAUCCAAUUGAUGGUACUAAUAGUUAUACCAUUUCAAAUUAUUAACGGAAUACUAUUAUUCUUAGGAGCCUUAGAGAUAAAAGUAUUGGCCUUAGAAUUAGCACUAUGGUUAUGUGUAUUACUGGCCGCGUACAAUACUGUUUUGGGACUGAUCGGAGGAAUAUAUUUCAUACGAACUGGGUUUCUGACAGUGCAUUUCUUGCUGUCACUCAUGUUUGCAAUCCAAUCCUUGAGUAUAUUUACGGUUUUGUGCCAUGAUGUGAUAGUAAUAUACACAUUCAGAUCAUUGGUGCAAAGCCCACCUCCGGGACCCCCUCAGCCUUCGACAGUAAUGCCAACACCUUCAUUACCUUCCAACGAUGCGCAGAGCAGAAAUCCGAGUUGGGCGUGA